Messenger RNA from Ziziphus jujuba (common jujube), 1635 nucleotides. RefSeq names its product pentatricopeptide repeat-containing protein At5g09450, mitochondrial. Gene Ontology annotation, cellular component: mitochondrion. Gene Ontology annotation, molecular function: protein binding. The record is from RefSeq and is a predicted model, not a curated record. Lineage: Eukaryota; Viridiplantae; Streptophyta; Magnoliopsida; Rosales; Rhamnaceae. The coding region runs from base 73 to 1293 and encodes 406 amino acids. The transcript has 3 exons.
CUUGGUAAACAGAUACUAAUCUCAUUAAGACCGAACCCAAAAGCCACAUGAAAACACAGUGGAACCACAUCAAUGGCGUCUCGCUCAGUCUUCCUCUCUCUCAGACGAAAAUGCGGCGAAAGCAGCUUCCUCAGCAACAAUUCUCGGUCGGCAUCUAUAAGCAGAUUCUUUUCUUCGGGAGCACUGAGCAGUGAUUUUCUCGAAGAUUCCCGGGAAAAUGAAGACCUCAAAAGUAGAAUCUUCAGGCUUAGGCUGCCCAAGCGAAGCGCCACCAAUGUUCUUCAGAAGUGGAUUGGCGAAGGCAACUCAAUUGCUAUCUCGGAGCUUCGCCAGAUUUCUAAGGAACUCAGGAAGUCUCAGCGUUACAAGCACGCUCUCGAGAUAUCAGAGUGGAUGGUUGCCCAUAAUAACUCAGAACUGUCAGAUUCUGACUAUGCCAUCCGCAUUGACUUGAUGACGAAAGUUUUUGGAAUUGAUGCUGCUGAGCACUAUUUUGAAGGUCUGCCUCUGACUGCAAAAACCACUGAAACCUACACUGCUCUCCUCCACUCAUAUGCUGGAGCAAAAUUGACUGACAAGGCUGAGAAACUUUAUGAGAGGAUAAAGGAUUCAAACCUUGGUUUCAGUGCCCUUACAUACAAUGAGAUGAUGACUAUGUAUCUUUCGGUUGGGCAAGUGGAGAAGGUCUCUUUUGUUGUGGAAGAACUUAAAAGAAAGAAGGUAGCCCCAGAUAUCUUUACUUACAAUCUAUGGAUAAGUUCAUGUGCUGCAUCUCUGAACAUCAAUGAAGUUAGACGGAUUUUAAAUGAAAUGAAGUCUGAUCCUAGUGCUGAUGAAGAUUGGGAGAGGUAUAUAAACCUCAGCAGUAUAUAUGUUUCGGCAGGUCAUCUUGUGAAAGCAGAGUUAAAUUCUCUUGUUGAAGUUGAAAAAACUUUCACACAAAGAGAAUGGAUUACAUAUGACUUCCUCAUAAUUCUACAUGCUGGUUUAGGAAACAAAGAUAGGAUUGAUCAAAUAUGGAAAUCCUUGCGGAUGACGAAGCAAAAGAUGACGAGUAGGAACUACAUUUGCAUUCUUUCUUCAUAUCUGAUGCUUGGGCAUUUGAAAGAAGUAGGAGAGGUUAUUGACCAAUGGAAGCAAUCAACUACUACAGCUUUCGAUGUUUCUGCUUGUAGGAGGCUUUUGAAUGCAUUUGCCGAUGUUGGAUUGACAGAGAAAGUCAACAACUUUCAUACGCUUCUAAUUCAGAAGAACUCUGACCCUUCAGAUAUGGAAAGCAGGACCAAAUAUUAAUGUAGUCUAAAAUCAUGGAACAAUGCCAGUACAGCAAUUUUGUGCGGUUGGAUAUCGAAGAGAGUAAAUAAUAGUACACUUCCUGGUAAAGCUGCUGUUUGGGCUUUAUUUCCAUGUUAUUGGAAAAAUGGUUUCUUGUGCUUUCUUUGAGUUUAAGUUUUGUUUAUCUUUCACCUUCUCCAUGCCGUCUCGUUUCAUGCUUGCUUAUCUGCUAAAAUUAGUAAUCAUUAAAAGUGGAAUCGUUUUUCUUUUUAUAUACCUGUGUUAGUCUCAACUUUUAUUAAAAAGGAGAGUAUGCUACUGCAGAAUAUGGAAUUGAGAAGCUUGCUAAGAGUUGUCAGA